This is a messenger RNA of Eubalaena glacialis (North Atlantic right whale), 1439 nucleotides long. It is a transcript of the gene TMEM82, whose product is annotated as transmembrane protein 82. Bases 60 to 1091 code for a protein of 343 amino acids. The record is from RefSeq and is a predicted model, not a curated record. NCBI's taxonomy places the organism in Eukaryota, Metazoa, Chordata, Mammalia, Artiodactyla, Balaenidae. The transcript is spliced from 6 exons.
GACGUUGCGGUCUCUCUGGCGCAGACCAGGCCGGAGGCUGGGGCUGGAUCCUGGCGGCCAUGUUCUCCCUGCUGUCCCUCCCCUCCUGGCUCCCCAGCCUCCCCUCCCUUGAGUGGGGCUCCGGCCUCCUCGACGCCCUCCUGCAAGGCCUCGUCGGGGCCUGCGGAGUCUCCGUCCUGAACAACCUGCUGAAGGUCUACUUCUUCGUGGGCUGUACCAAUGACCCGGAGCGGUGGCUUGAAAAGGAGCGGCUGCGGGCCCAGUGGGCCUCGCUGGAGACCGUGCACCUGGCAGGGCUGGCCCUGAUCCUGACCGUCGUGGGGGUCCGGGUGGCCGCCCUCGUGGUGCUCGAGUUCUCCCUCCGGGCUGUCUCCAUGCUGCUUUCCCUGGACAAGGGCGCCCGGGGCACCGAGAGGCUGCAGCUGUACCUACUGUGCCAGUACUCGCUGGGCUGUGGGCUGACCUGCAGCCUGAGCUUCCUGCAGGAGGGCGCCCAGCACCGCACGCUGAACCUGCUGCUGGGCCUGGGGCUGGCCACGCUGCUCAGCUCGGGCACCCGGCGCCUCCGCCGCCACGUCUGCCAGCUCUACGAGCUGCACAGCAGCCAGCGCUACUGUGGGGUCUGCCUGGGCCUGCUGGCUGGCGCUCGCAGCCUCCCCCGGCUGCUGGGCCGCGCCCUGGCCGUGACCUUUGCAGUGGGCAACCUGGCAGCCGUGGCCCUCCUCAACCGGGACUUCCUGACCACCUCGGAGGCUGUGCGCUUCUGGAUGCCGCUCACCAUCUGCUACACCCUGCUGGUCAUCUACAUGCAGGAGGAGCAGCAGCGGCAUCCCGGCCUGCAGAGCCAGGUCCAGACGGUGCUGGUACGCAUGUGCGGCCUCUUGCUGCUGCUGCUGACCGUGGGCCGCUGGCUGGACCUCCUGGGCAUCCUCAUCUCCCUGCUGGGCGAGCUCUGGUGCCUGCUGGGCACCCGCACCCUGUUUGAUCUUUGCCAGAUACAGGAUUUUCCACCCCAGAGGCCUUCCGUGUCAGCUCCAAGCCAGCCCCAGCCCUCAGCACCUGCCCAGCCGCAGGGGACGGCCCCCUCCUGACUUACCUCAGCAGGGACUUGGAGUUUCUCAGAGCCGCCCGGGCUCACCUGGAGGCCUCGACCCCAGGAUGCUGCCUGGCGGCAGAAUGGCAGGGCUGCCCCCCACCUGGAGCACUGGGGACCCCCCGGGAGGGAGGGGAGGAUUUGGGGCUGGGCCCCUCAGAGGGUGGGGACACAUGGAGGCUGCUGGGUUAACCCUCUUUUUCUCAGGGUGGGCAAUGGAUACAGCCCCUCAGCCCUGCCUUCCCGGAGCGUUGGGGGGUGGGGAGAGAUUGUAUCCUCAGAAUGGCUUCUCCCUUUACCAACCUCCCUUGCCCUUUCCACAAACAAUAAAGGUGAUUCUCUCAGA